GGGUGAGGUUAUGUUUAGACUUUUUUGCGCGGCUACUAAGUUCAUGCAGAAAGAUGGCGGCGCGGAAGACUAGCAUUUUUUCCGGGCAGAAAAUUAACUAGCGUCAUUACAGUGAAGCAGCAUUUUAAAAACAAUGUCUCUCAUUGCAGACGAAACUCAAAAAGGUACCGGAGGUCCAGGAACUUUGUUAGAGCUGUUGGACGAAUCAUCGGCGAAAUCUGUUUGGACCGAACUCCCAGAUAACCUUCUUUUGCAUAUCUUUUGCUUUCUUUCCCCGAAGGAAGUGUUACUUGCCGGUGAAGUCUGCCGAAACUGGCAUCGCCUGUCCAAAGAUGAAAUGCUGUGGAAAUUCUUACUUCAAGGAACUUUAAAUCCUGGUAUGAAUAAGGUUAAGCUUCCCAAUUCAUCCACUUCUUGGUUGGCAGAGUUUCAAAGGAUUCACUCUAAGACUCCUUUUGUGGAAAGUCAAGUACUUGAGGAACACACCGAUGAAGUCCUUCAUGUUGCGUUUUCUCAUGAUGGCCAACUUUUCGCCUCAAGCUCCAAAGAUUGCAGUGUGAUUCUGUGGCGUGUGAGUAACUGUAAUCGUGUUGGUAUUGCCCAGAAGAUCAAUUUCCAAGAGUAUAAUUGGGAGUACGUUCAGUUCUGUGAGUUCAAUGCAAGCGACACUUUGCUUCUCGUAUCAGGGGUAAACAAGUUGCGACAGUUCAGCUUUAGAGGUGAAAUUUUUAUAUGUGAGCUUCAGGGAUCGUCUGUCAUUGGAUUGGUUCAUGGGAUUAACAAUGAACCCUAUGAUGUGUUUGGAGCAUGGUUGACUGAGAGGUGUUACAUAUCAGGAACAUUUGAAUUUCUGGAAUCUGAAAAUGAUGGGUCAUCAGUCUCAGAACUUUGGGCAAAUUGUGUUGAUGAAUUGCCAGAAAAUCAGAUAAACCUAACACGUGUUGUUAACCGUAAUUCUAGCUCAGUACGGACUGUUCUUGUCGCAAGACCAAGUGGCGGUUUACAACGCACCUAUGCCUCUGCUAUUCGUGAACAAGACGAUCAGAUUUGUCUAAUUUUUACUCAUGGCACAAUGACUUAUGUCCCUCAUCAAAUAGUUUUCAAGUGGUUAAGACACACAAAUGGCACCAGCAAAAAUCACAAAGGUGCAAGGAAAAACUCCUCCCACAAUGGACAGGAGGAAGAUACUGAAAUGUGUUCAAGUGAAUACCAGUCCUUCUCUUCCAAACCAAACCACUGCAUUGAAACCAACGCACACAUAAUUGGAAUGAGCUUAUCGCCUGACCACGAGUAUCUCUAUGUGAAUUGUCGCCAGUGGGAGAAGCAAGAUGGUCAAAUUGGCUACUGCCAGCUUCCUCCAGAAAUCUCCAAAGAUAUAUCAUUGCAAGUGUACAGUUUGACCACAUACAAACUUGUUGGUGUUCAUGUCGGCCAUAAGGCAUACACUCCUAAUGAUGGCUGUUUCUUUAUUUUUCUGAAUGUUGCGGACAAUCUGGUUGCAAGUGGAGCUGAGGAUCAUUGCACCCAUGUUUGGGACAGACACUUUGGAGCCAAGCUGGCCACUCUAAAGGGACACAGUGAUGUAGUAAAUUGCGUGGCAUUUAACCCUGUCAAUGAAGAGAUGUUGGUUAGUGCUAGCGAUGAUCACACCAUUCGAGUGUGGAGAUCGAGACAGCUGUCUAAAUUAAAUCACCAGUCAAACGUGGGAAGACAAUGUGGUGAAGUUAGCUUUGUUGAUGAAGGAAUUUACAGAGAAACAACUGUGUGAUUAUUGGAAAUAUCUUACAUGUUAGACUACAAAAGAUUGAUGUUGCACUUUCAAAAAACAUCCUCCAUGGUACAAGGCUCUUAGAUAGCUUUUUUAGGUCAUUAUGGUUCUAAGGUAUGAUCUCCCUCAAGAGACCAAAAGAAAUCAAAUGCUUGGAUGGGCUGGGACGUUUUGGAGAAGAUCAAUAACAACACUGCGGAUAAAAUUAAACAUUGAAUUACUCCCCAGAUCCUCUCUCAACUUUCUGCUUUCCUUCCCUAGUACCCACUCUUCAAGCCAUUUCUAUUUCUUUGACUUGCCUUUGGGUAAUGUAUGCCAUAUAAUUACGCAUAAUAAAGUUUACAAAGAGAAGGGGAUUGCCAUAUGCAUGUCACUGUGACAGAUGGUUCAGUGAUCAUAUACACAUCUGUUGUUUGCUUACAUUUUACAAACAUGUAAGUGCAUUCUUCAAAGAAAUUGAGGUGGACUGUAUUGCAGUGUAGGGGAAAUCUAGAGAGAAAGAAGGACAAGUUAUGUAAUACAGUAAUUUAAAAACAUUGGUAACAAUAGAAAAUUCUGCUUGCUUGUACAUUGCAUGUCCAUUCCUGUGGCAGUUUAAUAUUUUCAGAGAUACAUUUUAGAGAGAAUGAUAAAUAUUUUAACAGAUGAUUUUUAGGUUCAGGUACAUGCAAGGACAAAACAAUUUGAGAUUUCCUUUGAUUUAAGGCUGGUUUUUUGACUUUAUUUCACAUUACUCAUAGAGAUAAUAAAAUUUGUACCAAUGAGCAUUUAACAUAUGCUAAUUAAUUAGCUGGAGAAACAAUAAUGUACAGUGGCCAAAGAAGGGUGAUGAAUAAUAAGAUCCGAGACUUGCUGAGAGGUCAAGAACCUUAUUUAAACUUCAGAAACCAAAACUUGCAAGAUUUCAGACUGAAACAAAACUCCAUGACUCCUCACAAAGGAUUCUGAAUUUUCUAAUUCAGGAUCAAAAGUUCCCAAUACCAAUGAUGUAUUAGGUGCCAUUCUUCACCUCUCAAAGUUGAGAAUCCUCUAGAGUACCAGUAGGCUGCUGUUGUGUGAACCUAUUAGAAGAAAGACCAUAAAAUGCAAGUGGUUAAUUGCAAUUAAUGAAUACUUAACUAUUGCACAGAUACUGUUUGUCUCCGUUGCAGACAGAAAUUUUGUCUUGUUGUACAGAGCUUUAGCUGUUAUUUAAACCGAUUCACUAAGAAGUAGGCAGUAGUACAUAGCACUUAUAGGGAAUGAUUGAUGAAAUGAUAAAUUGAUUAUAUAAAUAACAGCAGAUAUAAAAUUUACAUAUUUGGGAGUAUUUAAACCCUGAAAUGACAUGUAUUGUUAGUAAUAAAUGAAAAUACUAAACCUAAAUGCUGUCAGCAUCUUCUCUGAUCUUCGUAAACUACAUUUACAUUUUUGUGAUGCCAGAAGCCUUUUUCGAAUGUCAAACAAGGAGAGAGCAAAAGCUGAUUUCCUCUUAAUUGCUGUGCAACAACCCCAUUUGUUUAUUCCUUUUCCAUUUCAUAGUUGAUAUUGCAAAUCAUUUCUGUGUGGGCUUGCACAAAUGUUUAAACCCACAAUAUUAACGGCAAUAAUAAUUAUUUUUGAUUGUAUUGUACACUGUUAAAAGAAU
Molecule: messenger RNA, 3395 nt
Organism: Orbicella faveolata
Lineage: Eukaryota; Metazoa; Cnidaria; Anthozoa; Scleractinia; Merulinidae
Product: F-box/WD repeat-containing protein 5-like
Biological process (GO): protein ubiquitination
Cellular component (GO): Cul4-RING E3 ubiquitin ligase complex; SCF ubiquitin ligase complex
Molecular function (GO): protein binding
Source: RefSeq, a predicted model, not a curated record